GUACAUUAGCCCUAGAUGCUUCGAAUAUUCUCUAUUUCUGUGAGCUAGAGCGCGAAAGAGCAAGGGCACGAGAGGGCGGCAGCAAUGCAGAGCCUCUUCGCGGGAGCCUUUGGUCAGCCGUGUGUCAUCUCGAUCGAUCUCUCGGACAUGGAGUCGCGCAAGCAGGCGAGCAUCAAGAAGGAGAAUGGCCAGAUGGGGAUGGUGCCUCUUUUCCAGGGCCAGGAGAGUGUUACUGGCGAGGUGCGUAUCGAUCCUCUUCCUGGCCGGAAGAUCGAGCAUCAAGGAGUGAAAAUUGAGCUUCUUGGCCAAAUAGAGUUUUACUUCGACCGAGGGAAUUUCUACGACUUCACUUCCUUGGUGAGGGAGCUCGAUGUUCCGGGUGUGAUUCACGAGAGGAAAAUCUAUCCUUUCGAGUUUUCGUCAGUGGAAAUGCAAUAUGACUCGUACAAUGGUGUCAACGUGAGGCUCAGAUAUGUUCUUAAGGUGACUAUAACUCGCAGCUACGUACCUAAGAUUGUGGAAUAUAAGGAUUUCUGGGUUCGAAACUUUCAAACGCACCCCGACGUGAACAACAGCAUCAAGAUGGAGGUCGGCAUCGAGGAUUGCUUGCAUAUCGAAUUCGAGUACAAUAAGAGCAAAUUCCACUUAAAGGAUGUAAUCGUCGGGAAGAUUUACUUUCUUCUGGUCCGCAUCAAGAUAAAGCAUAUGGAGAUCGAGAUUAGAAAGCGAGAGUCGACCGGCUCAGGUGCCAACGCUUACAACGAAAGCGAAACACUUGCAAAGUUCGAAAUCAUGGAUGGAGCGCCUGUCCGCGGUGAAUCCAUUCCCAUUCGGCUCUUCCUGAGCCCCUACGAGCUGACCCCGACUUACCGAAACAUCAACAACAAGUUCAGCGUCAAGUACUUCCUCAACCUCGUUCUGGUGGACGAAGAAGACAGACGCUACUUCAAGCAGCAGGAAGUGGUCCUCUACAGGGUCGACUGAGCACGCACACGCAAAUCCGAUUCUCAGUUUUGUAUACUACUCUAGGAGGUAAGCUAUUUCACGCGUUUGCAGCUAUAUUUCAGUUUUAGGAAGCCUGCCCGCGGAGUAUUCACCUGAGAGGCCAGGCCAGAGAAAUCCCGUGUGCGGCAAGUACUAGGCGGGCGAGCUCAUCUUUUUUCUUUCUGGUUUCCCUGACCAAAUAAUCUUGUUUAUAGCUUGAUCGAUUUCUUGCUUAGGAACCCAAAGCGUUUUCACAGAAGAUCUUCAUGGUUUCUUGACUUGUUGCGAGAAGAAGUCCAAGGUUUUAUCUC
Messenger RNA from Selaginella moellendorffii, 1295 nucleotides. RefSeq names its product vacuolar protein sorting-associated protein 26A. Gene Ontology annotation, biological process: retrograde transport, endosome to Golgi; intracellular protein transport. The record is from RefSeq and is a predicted model, not a curated record. Bases 85 to 984 code for a protein of 299 amino acids. Gene Ontology annotation, cellular component: endosome; retromer complex. NCBI's taxonomy places the organism in Eukaryota, Viridiplantae, Streptophyta, Lycopodiopsida, Selaginellales, Selaginellaceae. The transcript has 10 exons.